AUGUCUAAUCCAAUUAAUUCCCUUGAUACCUUGAAGUUCGUAGAACCAACCGAUCUCAAGUCCUGGUUCCAAAAAUCAUCGAACACCGGUGAAGACAGCAAAAUUGCCGUUGUUGAUGUAAGAGACAACGACUUUGAGGGAGGACAUAUCAAAGGUGCGUUGAAUUUCCCAUCUGAAACAUUUAAUGAAUCAUUACCUGAGCUUCACAAGAAAGUGAAGGAGACUGAUGCUAAAGACAUAGUUUUCCACUGUAUGCUGUCUAAAAAUCGUGGUACAAGGACUACCAUUGCUUACCUUGACUUUAUCAAUUCUUUGCCAGAAUCAGAGAGAAAAUUAUACGAAUCGAAGAAUGUUUGGGUGUUGAAAGGGGGAUUCGUUCAGUGGCAGAAGGAUUUCGGUAAGGACAAGCAAGUCACAGAAGAUUUUGAUGAGGAUUUGUGGAGAAAGAUCGAAGAGGAACAGAAUAAAUAA
Molecule: messenger RNA, 471 nt
Organism: Dujonia railenensis
Lineage: Eukaryota; Fungi; Ascomycota; Pichiomycetes; Serinales; Debaryomycetaceae
Source: the annotation of a GenBank genome assembly